Molecule: messenger RNA, 771 nt
Organism: Rhipicephalus microplus (southern cattle tick)
Lineage: Eukaryota; Metazoa; Arthropoda; Arachnida; Ixodida; Ixodidae
Product: TANK-binding kinase 1-binding protein 1-like
Source: RefSeq, a predicted model, not a curated record
AUGGGUGUCAUGUGGUCAUGCUGCGAGUGUCCGGAAGACCACUGCGAAAGCAGCGAGCUCUACGGCGUGAUGGCACGACAAGAGGUGCUGCCCAACUACCUGUCUUCUUCCAUCGACAGUAUGGCCCUCCUUCCGCAGCUCGGACGACCACCUCCACGAAGGAGGCCCAGGCGGGCAUCUGGUGAUUCGAGCCCCAGUGAAUCCCACUCAACGCUGACACCUGAACAAUCUGGAGCUUCGAGCCCGAGUGAGUCCCAGUCGCCGGCGAGACCCGGCCAGUCCGGAGCUGCGAGCCCGAGCGGGAUACACUCGCCAGUGAGACCUGAACAAGCGCGCAGGUCACCGCAGCGAACGUCUCCGCAGCGAACGUCUCCGCAGCGAACGUCUCCGCAGCGGACGUCGCCGCGGCGGCAGGUGCCGAGGCGGCUUCCACCUUCCGCCGCGAUUCCGAUCCCCAACCCGGAAGAGCCAGGGCCAUCGCAGGCAUCUGUUGCGGGAUCACCGCAGCUCCACUCUCCGGUGAACCUGAGCCACUAUUCCAAGACCGAGUUGAUGCAGAUGGCGCUUAUGCGACGCAUUGAGGUGUCACCAGAAGGUGCGACCUUUACCGAGCCGAGAAUGGGGACCAUAUUCGAGGAAUCCGCGGAAACUGAGCAGGUCCCUGUUGCCGAAUGCCCGAGCAGCCAGGACGAGACGACCGGCAGUGGUCAGUACACCACUUUUCCAACGCUUGAUGAAGAGACCAACUUGGAUACCCCAGAAAAGGACUAA